Messenger RNA from Schistocerca piceifrons (Central American locust), 4804 nucleotides. RefSeq lists its product as uncharacterized. The record is from RefSeq and is a predicted model, not a curated record. The coding region runs from base 151 to 4662 and encodes 1503 amino acids. The transcript has 29 exons. Lineage: Eukaryota; Metazoa; Arthropoda; Insecta; Orthoptera; Acrididae. Gene Ontology annotation, biological process: poly(A)+ mRNA export from nucleus. Gene Ontology annotation, cellular component: nucleus.
GAACCAGAGAUGCUUGAAAAGUGAAAACUAUUGUGUAGUGUGUUGUGUAAAGUGUAACAAAAAUGUAUUGAGCAAUCGAAAAACAUACGUUUGUUUGUUGUUGUGUGCAGUACAACGGUUGUGAGACGCCAACUGUGAUACAGCUGUAGUAUGGAGUGCGAAACUGGUGAUGAUGGAAACAAUCAAAUGGAUGUGGAUGGAGAACCAACAGCUUGUGUCGACAGCGAUGACAGCAGUGAUUCUCAGCAAAUGGCUAUUGAUGAAAGAGAACAGAGUGAUAAAAUGUCUGUUGCAUCUGCUGGAAGCAACCGGUCUAGGAAAUCUACCCGAUCUGUAAGAUCACCGGGGUCAUCUCCUUCUGGUUCACGUUCACCAUCGGAAGCAGACUCAAGAUCUCCAUCAGGAUCAAGACAUAGUUCACCAUCAAGGAAAUCUAGGUCUAGGUCAAAUUCAGAACAUGCUUCGGAACGUGCAUCGAGGUCUAGAUCCAGAUCCCAGUCUGCUUCAGGAGAUUCCAGAUCAGGUUCUGUGAAUAGUGUACAUGUUCAUUCGCCAUCAAGAUCAAAAUCUAGGUCAGUGUCUCCUGCACCUGCAGCAGAUGAGCCUGCUAGAAGGGGAUCAAGAUCAAAAUCUAAAUCUGUGUCCCCUGUGCAGGAUGAAGAGGAAACUAGAAGAUCACGUUCAAAGUCUGUAUCAAGAUCAAGAUCUGUGUCAAGAUCAAAUUCAGGAUCAAGGUCUGGCUCUAGAUCGCGAUCCCAUUCUAGAUCACACUCAGGAUCAAGAUCACGAUCAGCCUCUCCAGAGCAAAAACAAGGUACUGAAAACAUUGACCCUGAGCAUUCAGUAACAGAAGCAAAAUCAAGAUCACCAUCUGGUUCUCGGGCUUCAGGCUCAAGAGCUGGCUCCAGAUCACCAUCUAGAUCUAAGUCCAGAUCUAGAUCUAGGUCAGGCUCUACAGCCUCAGUUCAAAAGGCUAAGCCACAGUCAAGAAGCAGAUCAAGAUCCCGAUCUGGGUCACCAGCAGAUGCAAAACGUGCAGAAUCGAGAUCAGUAUCCAGAUCUAAAUCCAGAUCAGUGUCACCAGCAGCUUCCCAGGCCAGUUCCAGAUCACAUUCAAAGUCAAGGUCGAGGUCUAGAUCUGCAUCUAAAUCCAGAUCUCGGUCCAGGUCCCAUUCAAAGUCACGUUCUCCUUCAAAAUCAAGAUCCAGAUCUAGAUCAGCAUCUAAAGGAAGGUCUGUUUCGAGAACAUCUUCAAAAUCUAGAUCAAGGUCAAGGUCAAAAUCCAAGUCGGUGUCUCGGUCAGGAUCAAAAGCUAGGUCUAAAUCCAGAUCUCGGUCCAAAUCCAAGUCAAAAUCGAGAUCUAGAUCUAGGUCCAAGUCAAAAUCCAGCUCAGGAUCGAGGUCAAAAUCCAGAUCCAUAUCAAGGUCAAAAUCUAGAUCCCCAUCAAGAUCUAAAUCCAGAUCCAGGUCCAAAUCAAGAUCCAAAUCCGGAUCUAGAUCAAGAUCAGUAUCAAGAUCAAAAUCUAGAUCAGCCUCAAGAUCUAAAUCCAAAUCGAGAUCGAGAUCAAGAUCAAGAUCAGGAUCUGAAGGAAGAAGUCCAGGUCCUAGUCAGAGAAAUUCAGUGCCAAGGUCAGCAUCUAGUUCACCGAGUGUUGCCACUGGUAGCAAGAAAGGAUUUCCUGUGAUUGUUGCAUAUGAGAGAGUUGCUUUUACUGUUAUUUUUAGCAUUAGAUUUUAUAAAAUAUAUUGCAGCCCAAAGUUAUUACAGAACUCAUACAUGCUGAUCUUUUGUAUAGACAGUGACGGGUCAUCUGUAUCCAAAGGAAAUGUCAUGUUACAAAAAGUGCAUACAAAUGUAUUGUUAUACAGACCUAGUAAUAUGAACCAUUGCUUGGGGAAAAAUUGUAGAAAAUCGUGUAAGGCAAGUGAAACUCUUUAUUAUUCUGCACCCAACUGUGGUGUUCAAUGGAUGUGUGACAUUUUUCUGUGGGGACACAUUCUACCACGAGAUGUAGCAGAGCUCAGGGACAUAAUACGGGAAGAGACUGCCACAGUCAACAAUGCCAUGCUGGGGCAUACAUUCAGUAUUACAAAAGUGGAGGUCAACUGUGGGCUAAAAGUUUGUGCAACAUAUCGACAUAGAAGGUGUAUACGGUCGGAUAAGCUAAGAACUCCUUAUACAAGUGUAAAGACAAGCUUGUUUCAGCACGUUUGUGUACAUGUGUUGACAUUUUCCUGUGACACAAAUAAUCUGAAGAUUGUCUUAAAGCUAGUGAAACCAUUUAUUAACAAGUAUGGCUGUGCCAUCAUCAUUGAAGUAAAUGGGAUUAAUCGGCCACUUAGAGAUCAAGUGACCUGUGUCAUAUUGCAGCUGAGUUGGUACAUUAUGUAUUACUUGGUGUGUAAAUGUCAAUCAGUCAUAAAAGGAAAAUUAUAUUUUCAAGACUUCACGCAUCAAGGCAAUGCCAUUAGAUUUAUUAGCCUUGUUAAUAAGAUUACGAAUAGUUGUGGGACUGCGUUGCUCCGAACAUUUGUCCACUCAGGGUCUCCAGGUUGUUAUAUGCAUAUGACAUAUCUGGGUUUGUGCCCUAGAGGCCUUUCAGUGUUUUGGGACAAGAAGGCACAUUUUUUUUCUGUGGAGGAACUGUUGCUGAGUGAUGUAUCUACUCUUAGGAGCAUUCAAAUUGAAGUAUGUAAAAAAGAAACAAUUGGUUCCAAAGUGAUAUGGAGCAGAAGUCCACAUAAAUUGUUAAACAACAAUUUUAAUUAUUUUGUUUUUGGGUGUUUUGGUUAUGCUAACUGUGCACAACUUGUACACAGGGGAGAGCUAAUAAUAUUGGUUCCACAUAGUUUUAUAUCAGUUAUACUUGUUUUACAUGUUGGUGAUCUAAUUGAAAUGCUGCAAAACAACAAUACAAAAUUAACAGAAAAGAAUGUUUUAAAGCUGAUCUGUGCAACUGAGGGUAGGUGCUCCUGUUGCUUCAUAGAAAAGAAAUGGGUCAUUAGUUUUUGUUUAGAGCAGGAUAAUUUUAGUACCAAAGGAAAGCAAUUUUAUGGGGAAACAGUGGCGUUGGAAGGAAUGUACUUCAUAAAAUCUAGUAAUUUAAUGAUACUUUUAUUACAACGAUUGUACAGACGUGAAACUUUAGUGGAAAGCCAAAUGUGUACCCACCCUGACAAAAAAGAAGUCUCUCUCAAAAUAUACUGCCAUUUUUUCUUCAGAAGAAGGAAACUAGAGAGCUUUUCAUCUACAGGAAAUUACUUCUCUCUCGGUAAUGCUUGUAAGCUUCUGACAGGGAGAAAAAAAGUUCCUUGCCACAAUCUCAAGGAAGUUGAUUUCAUUCAAGGCUCCGUUCAGUUUUCAUGGAGUAAAAUGUCCUUACAAGGAAUUGAACGUGAAAGGAACGUGAAAAAAAAGAAAAAAUCUGCUGUGCUUUCGGAUUCAGAUGAUGAUGGUGGUGAUACAAAGAAAGUUACAAAGGCAUCAAAGGCUGGCUUAUCUGACUCAGAAGAUGAAGGUGUGAGCAAAAAGGACAAGAAGGGAGAAGAUAUCUCUGAUUCUGAGGACGACUCAAAGAAGACCAAGAAAAAGAAAAUUACGUCAGAUUCAGAAGAUGAUGAAGACAGGGAAGAAAAGGAAGACAAAACAAAAGAAAGUGGUGACGAGAAUGAAGAUGCAGAAAAUGCCAAACCAGAGGAGAACCCAGUUGUGCCAGAUGUUUCUGACAGUGACUCUGAUCAGGGAGUUAACAAGGAUGAUGGAGACCCUGAUGGCUUCAAUGCAUUGUCGGAUUUUGACCUAAUGCUUGCACGCAAAAAAGAAAUGAGCAAAAGACGGAAGAGAAAAGAUAUUGACUUGAUAAAUGACAAUGAUGAAUACAUUGCCCAACUUAUAUCUGAUAUGAGAUACGCCGCUGAGGAAGACAGGAGAUUGAAUCAGUUGAACAAACCAGCUACCAAUAAAGUUGCUAUGUUACCGAAAGUGCUUUCACAGUUGAAGAAACAUGAUCUCCAACUGGCCUUUAUUGAGUCAAACGUUCUUCAUGUGCUGACAGAUUGGCUAGCACCUAUGCCUGAUCGCAGCAUGCCAUCACUAAAAAUCAGAGAUAGCAUUUUGAAGCUACUUUGGGAUUUCCCACAGAUCAGCCAAGACAUGCUCAAACAGUCUGGAAUUGGGAAGGCAGUUAUGUAUUUGUAUAAGCACCCAAAAGAAACAAAGGAGAACAAAGAACGAGCAGGAAAGUUGAUCAAUGAAUGGGCACGUCCCAUUUUCAACGUGUCAACAGAUUUCAGAGCUAUGUCAAAGGAAGAACGGAUGCAGAGAGACAGUGAACAACAACCCAAGAGACAGCGUAUUUCAGUUGAAGAAGAACAUUCAAGAAAACAGGACAUUACCAAAGCAUUGGCAGUUGGAGAAACUGAAGAAAAGCCUUUGCGACCUGGUGAUAAAGGAUGGGUAGCAAGAGCCCGUGUUCCUAUUCCUUCCAACAAAGACUAUGUUAACCGACCCAAGUGGCAGAAUGAGACUGACAUAAGCAGGACGACAAAGAAGUCACUUAACAGAUUCGAGAAACAUAUGAAGAACUACCUUGAUAACAAACGCUUGAAGAAAGCUCGCCGGGCUGUUGAAAUAUCUAUUGAAGGACGGAAAAUGGCACUAUGAAGAACUGUUAAAGACUCAAUGCCACUUUGGGCAGUAUGUGUUCCUUGUACUUGCAUACAUAGUGUUCAGUAUUCAUACUCUUGUUGCAUGUGGAAAUGCAGUGUGUACUGUAAUGUAAAUAAAAUCAGCUAUAUUUAUGAAA